Molecule: messenger RNA, 1897 nt
Organism: Daldinia decipiens
Lineage: Eukaryota; Fungi; Ascomycota; Sordariomycetes; Xylariales; Hypoxylaceae
Exons: 6
Coding region: 213-1571 (452 amino acids)
Biological process (GO): lipid metabolic process
Molecular function (GO): phosphoric diester hydrolase activity
Source: RefSeq, a predicted model, not a curated record
AAGUUUAUCCUGAUUCGACUUAAAUAUAUUUUCACCGAAUCCUGUCUACACGAGUCAGAUUUACACGCAAGGAUAUAAUUACAUGCAAAUGUUUUCUAUAGUUAUAAUAAAAGCUACAUGUCGGACCCGUAGACUUUACGAAGAUCGUUGCGGAUCUGAGAUUUUGCCUUUCAAGCAUUCUUGGUCGCCUCGCUCUCGAAGCUCACUGCAACAUGGAGCUCACCCUGCUCGCGGUCGCGGUCGCGGUCGCAGGACUAUCCUAUAUCCCACUCGUUCAGUGUGAGAAGCAGGUCAUAGAUGGAAUAUCCAGCUGUGGAAAUGCAUGGAUGCCCAGAGAUAACGUCACUAUUGCGCAAGGAACAGACACGCGUAGGGGAUACAGUACGGCGGUGCAAGCCUUUUGUAGCGCAGCGAAUGGGCAAACAGUAAAGCCUAGCGGAUAUCUCUCCCUCGCAACGGAAGUCUUCCUUAACGACGGGAAGGAUCCCGCUACUCACGGUGUUCUAGGAUUUGUAUACUUCGAGGUUCACAAUAAACAAAGCUCGGAUCAUACUAUUUCAGUCGAGGAUUGUGAGAAAUACCUCUUGGCACUUAGCGCCGACGGUGGCCAAUGUUCUGGAGAGCAAAACCACGAUACCAAAGGUGGCACUUGGCAAGUUGGGAAUAAUGGCGUCUCGUACCAUGCUCUGGGAAACGAGAUACCGCCCAAACAAGACGCCGUCAACAAAUUGUUUUCCGGCUCGGCUUUGGGAGCGCAAAGUGUUAAUAAAGGAUCUGGCCCACCCCUGAACCCCUGGCCGCUAGAUUCUGUGAAUAGCGUCAAGCCUACAAACUGCCAUAGCCAUAACGACUAUACGCGAAACAUCCCCAUAUAUUCGGCUUUGAGUGCGGGGUGUAUUGGGAUCGAAGCCGAUGUCUGGUAUUCUAACGGAGACGUUAUUAUCGGCCAUAUCCUUCCAACUCCUGGAAGGACUUUAACAGUGCAGUACACCCAGCCGCUGCGAGCAAUACUAGACCACAACAAUGGCGGCUCGCCUGGAGAUGUUGGCCUGUAUAAGGCCAGCCCUGAACAGAGCGUUACGCUGCUUGUAGAUUUCAAGACCUCCGAUACCCAGACUCUGGAUGCUGUCGUCAAGGCACUCCAACCCCUCCGAGAUGGCGGAUACCUCAGUCACCUCGAUGGGGGCAAGUUCGUUGAGAGACAGAUCACAGUUGUCGCUAGCGGGAGUGCUCCGUUUGACCGCAUCAACUCAGGCGACGGUAUCCCCAACCGAGACGUAUUUUUCGAUGCUUACGUGGAUCAUUGGGACAGCAAAUUCACCAACCAGAAUUCCUACUACGCCUCGGCCGAUUUCGAAGACGCCGUUGGAAGCCCAGGCAGCGUAAAUGACUUCAGUCAGGACCAAAAGAGUACAGUCCAAUCGCAGGCUGACAAAGCUCAUUCGGCAGGUCUUAAAGUGCGAUACUACAAUUUGCCGGGAGAUUAUCUUUGGGAGCCCCUCGCAGCUCUUGGUGUAGAUCGGUUAAAUGCCGAUGAUAUGUAUGACACGGCUAGGCUUCCACGGGCAUAGCAUGAUUUAGGAUUUAUGAAUCUCUGUAAAUAGUUACCUAUACGAUAUGAUUUUGGAUAAGAGAAAUCUUCGGGGGUAGGGUAUAUAGGUUAAUGGAGGGGAAUCUCCAGAUUGGUCCCGACGAAACGGAACCCGAUUCGAAUCCCAGCAACACUAGACUUUUUCCGGUUUAUUCAAUCCUAUUUAUAAUCCUACCUAUUUACCCCCUUUAGAGGAUGGGAUUCUGAUAUGUGACUGACGAUAAAUUGCUCAUCCGGAGAUUUGUAAAUAUUUUGACCUGAUGCUACCAUACGAGUGGCCUCGAUAAAGGGCCAUCAGUUGGUUCA